CGUUCCUCAAAACAUCUCCAACCAAACGUCAAACAGCGUCGAAUGUCGAAUCGAAUACGAAUUUCAUUUCGGUGAAUUCAAAAAACAAAAUUUCCCCAAAAAACACAAAACAAUUCCAAAAAACAAAAAGCUAACAAUGUCAAAAAGAUCGAAGCGUUCUUCGUAUGUAUCAACUUUCCUCAAUGGGGCCAGGAAUGGAGAAUUACCUCAACCUAGCAAAAGGCGAUUGGUAUCAUCCAAAGCAGCGACAGACAACAAACCACAGGAGUCCUAUCCAAUACCUCUUCCGUUUGUGAAUGAUACAAACUACAUUUUCGAUGGUAAACCGAUUCAUUCAAAAAGUGAAGCUAUUAAUAUUGGGGCUGAGAAUCUGUUCACUGUAUCAUCAAUUCCUCUACCAGCCUCACCCAAUAAGCCUUCAACUUCAAGAGCAUUCUUCUUCCCAAGUUUACUUGGAACUCCUGAAAAUAUAUCCAAUGUCCUCACAGACACCGAAUCAGCAUCCGGCUCGGACACCUCCGAAGAUGAAUUAGCUUCGGAUUCGUCGUGUCAAUCGACAGGCGCCGUCGGCGGAGACAUUAGCACUGAUGGCGGUGGCGGUGGCCGCAGUACAUCUCUAAAAACAAAAAAGAAGAAAAUGACACGUUCGGAAUAUUACAAAGAGCGUUUGAAUCAGAUUGAUCGGGCACAACAAGACAGACGCGAACGAUGGAAGAAGAAACUGGAAAACAUGCAAACUUUGUUGAACAUUAUUAAAUCUUAACUUUUGAUGAUGAUGUUGAUGUUGAUAUGGCGGAUGCGAAAUUUAAUAUAUAUUUUCUUGAAAUGCAUACAUUUUAAAAACCAAUAAAAUUUUAUUUGAAUUACAUUUUCUCUAAAUAAAUAUUCAUAUUUGUUCUUUGGA
Molecule: messenger RNA, 904 nt
Organism: Eupeodes corollae
Lineage: Eukaryota; Metazoa; Arthropoda; Insecta; Diptera; Syrphidae
Exons: 3
Coding region: 137-763 (208 amino acids)
Source: RefSeq, a predicted model, not a curated record